CCAUCUCCAGAAUUUAAACCAAAAGAAAAAGGAGUAGAAGUAUCUACAUAAAUAAUAGAUAAUGAAUUAUUUGAUUACAUGUUAGAGGUGGAGCCUAUAUUAUAAGUUUUGAUAGGAAAAACAAUGGAUUAAGCUCGAAUGGAGUUAAUAGAAGAAUAUGAGCAAGUUGAAUUUUUGAAACAUAAAGCUUAAUAUGAAAUAAAAAGAAACGCAGAAUUAAUGGUUACUUAAAGAAUGGAAGCAGCACAUAUAAGAAGAUAAGAAGAAAAAGAAAGAAGAAACUGUCAACAUAAAUUAAAUAGAGAUUAAUAAAUAUAUAUUCAUAAAAAAUUAAUUAGUAGAUAAUUAAUAAAAAGAGCUUUAAAUGAUGUAAAAUCUAAUUCUCUAAAAGAUCUUUAAAACUUAGGGUAUUUAAGUGAUUAAACAGUCAGUAAAAUAAGAGCAAAUUACUAUCCAUUAAUAAUUGAAAAUGCUGUUAAUUUAAUUCAUAAUAAUGAAUAGUAAUAAAAAAAUAUAGAUAUGCUUUUGAACAAAAUAUAAAACAAUGUAUAAAGCUUGCAUUAAUAAAAUUUAUAAAAAUAAAGAUAAAAAAAAUAAGAUAUUUUUGAUGAAAGAGAAAAAUAAAGAAUAAAAAAAGAAAUUAGAAAAUAAAAAAAAAAUGAAUGGAAAAGAAAAAUGGCUUUAAAUUAAAUUAGAUAAUAAAUUUUAAAUAAACUAUAUGAAAAUAUAAUAAAUAAAUCUGAAAAAAUUGAAUAAAUCUAAAACGGAGAUUUCACAGAUAUUACAGGAGACAACAAAAAGACUCCAAUAAUACCUGUAUUUGGUGGAUUAAUAGGUUAAAUAUGGACUUCAAUCGAAUCUUAUAAUAGAAAUUUAUAAGAUAAAUUAAAUGAUAAUAAUAUUCAUGAUAUAGUAAAUAGUUUUCUUACUAAUUUAAAAAAUGGAUUAACAAUAAGAUUGAAUUAAAAUGAGAAAUAAUUUUAUGAAGAUAAAGUAAAAGAGCUAGAAAGUAAAACUGAAAAUUUGAAUGAAGAACGUGCAAAUUUUGUCAAUGAUCUACUUUAAAAUGAAUAACUCUAUUUUUUUUAAAAUACAACUAUUGAUUUUAUUCGAUAUAAUUUAUUAAAUUCAGAAACAGAAAUAUAGGAAUUAAAAAAAAUAUACAAAGUAUUAUUCACAAACUUAUCAAUUAGCAUAAAACCUGAUUUAGUAGAAAAUGGAGAAGAAAAAAAUUAUAAAUAAAAAAUGUUUUUUGUAUUUGAUAAUUUAGAUAUGUAUAUAUAAGAAUAAAUAAACAUAAUUUUAAAUAUAAGAAUACCUUUUUUAACGGAAGAAGAAAUGCAGGCAGUAAAAGAAAAAGAAGAAAAAGAAAAAAAAGUAUAAAUGAAUGAAUCAACUUAAAAUUUAUAAUAAUCAUUAUAAUAUUAAUAAUAAUAAUAAUAAUAAUAAUAAUAAUAAUAAUAAUAAUAAUAAUAAUUAUUAUAAUAAUCUUAAUAAUUAUAAUAAUUAUAAUUGUAAUAAUAAAAAAAAGAAGAAGAGAAAUUAAAAUAUGAUGAAUUUGUUGAUAUUUAUAAUGGAGAAGGAUAUUAAAAAGAUUUAGAUAAUUAUUUGAAAAAUUCAAGAA
Messenger RNA from Ichthyophthirius multifiliis, 1624 nucleotides. Its product is annotated as radial spoke head protein, putative. The annotation marks the transcript as partial. The record is from RefSeq and is a predicted model, not a curated record. NCBI's taxonomy places the organism in Eukaryota, Ciliophora, Oligohymenophorea, Hymenostomatida. The transcript is spliced from 7 exons. Gene Ontology annotation, cellular component: cilium.